Molecule: messenger RNA, 1374 nt
Organism: Scedosporium apiospermum
Lineage: Eukaryota; Fungi; Ascomycota; Sordariomycetes; Microascales; Microascaceae
Exons: 7
Coding region: 1-1374 (457 amino acids)
Biological process (GO): calcium ion transmembrane transport; intracellular calcium ion homeostasis
Cellular component (GO): fungal-type vacuole membrane
Molecular function (GO): calcium:proton antiporter activity
Source: RefSeq, a predicted model, not a curated record
AUGUCGAACCAUUCCGACGAAGAUCUCCCCGGGGAGACUACCGGUCUCCUCAAUGGCCAUCACAAUGAAUGGCCGAACGGUCAUUCUCCGUCCGGCGGCUGGAAGCACUUCUUCUUUAAUCGCCGAAGCACACCCGGCACCGAGAGCCCGAACCGGCUUGUUAGGUACUCGGCCUCGACCUGGCAUAUCACCAAGGUUACUCUGAUGAGCAACUAUGUCAACUUCCUUCUCCUCAUCAUCCCAGUCGCCAUCGUCGGCGGCGAACUCGGUUGGGACCCAACCACGGUUUUCAUCCUCAACUUCUUCGCCAUUAUCCCCCUCGCCGCCGUCCUGUCUUUCGCGACUGAAGAGAUUGCGAUGCGUUUGGGAGAGACCCUCGGUGGGCUGUUGAACGCGACCUUUGGAAAUGCCGUCGAGUUGAUUGUUAGCAUUGUCGCCCUUCGCGAUGGCCAGAUCGAAGUCGUACAAGCCUCUAUGCUCGGCUCCAUUCUCUCCAACCUCCUUCUCGUUCUCGGCAUGAGCUUUUUCUUCGGCGGCCUCCGGAACUUGCGAAACCCCGAUGGUUCUGGCAUGGAGCAGAGAUUCCCCUCCGGCACGGCCCAGACGACGUGCUCGCUGCUCGCUCUGUCUUCGGCUUCGCUCGUCAUUCCCGCGACACUCUACAACGUCAUCGACUCCCCGAACGAAGAUAAGGAGGGCCCCAUCCUCUUCCUCUCCCGCGGUACUGCCGUCAUCCUCCUCCUCCUCUACGGCCUCUACCUCUGGUUCCAGCUCCGUACCCACCACAACCUCUUCGACGGCGUGCACCACGAAGACCCCGAGGCCACCCAGACUAGCGUCGAGCAGGAGGAGGAGCGCGAGCAUGAGGAGCCCUGCAUGGGCCUCGUCCCCGCCAUCAUCGUCCUUGUCGCCACGACCGUUGUUGUCGCCAUCUGCGCCGACUACCUUGUCGCGAGCAUCGAUCCCAUCGUCGAGACGUCCCAGAUUAGCAAGGCUUUUAUCGGUUUGAUUCUCAUUCCCAUUGUGGGCAACGCGGCGGAACAUGCUACUGCUGUUGUGGUAGCUAUGAAGAACAAGAUGGAUUUGGCCAUGGGUGUUGCUAUCGGUUCGAGCAUCCAGAUUGCGCUGCUCGUUACUCCGUUCCUCGUCAUGUUUGGCUGGGCUAUUGGCCAGCCCAUGUCUCUCCACUUUGAGACUUUCUCGACUGUUGCCUUUGCGUUCUCGGUGCUGGUUGUUACUUAUACCGUUCAGGAUGGACGCUCCAACUACCUGGAAGGCGCUAUGCUUCUCGGUCUCUACUGCAUUAUCGCCCUCGCCUUUUAUGUCAGUCCAUCUCUCGACGCCAGCAAGGCCAUCAAGUUUGUCUCUUCCUAA